Messenger RNA from Adineta ricciae, 1218 nucleotides. NCBI's taxonomy places the organism in Eukaryota, Metazoa, Rotifera, Eurotatoria, Adinetida, Adinetidae. The record is from the annotation of a GenBank genome assembly.
AUGGCCACAUCAAUCAAUGAAACUACAAACAAUGGUCGUCGUCCUGAACUACUCAAUAAGAUUGACAUUGAAGUGAACAUCAACGAUGCUAUUUUAUUAGCAACGGAAGAUGGUUUAAUCACUGCCCUUGAUGACAGAACAUUACGUAUUUGGAUACGACGACAAACUGGUAAAUAUUGGCCAUCGGUUUGCUACACAUUAGAAAGUGCACCGACAACACUUUUUUACCAUGAAUCAUCGUGUCGUCUCUUCUGUGGUUGUGAUACGGGUCUUCUUCAUGAAUUUCUCGUAUCGGAAGAUUUAAACAAAAUCACGCUUCAAUGUACUUAUCUGGGUCAUCAAAGUCGCAUACAUGCAUUGCAUUUCUCUCCGCAAAAGGAACUUUUAUUAAGCGUUUGUCGAGAAAAGAAAUUGAAUUGGUAUUCAACGAAUCCCAAUGAUGAAAAUCAUCAACAUCCACGUGGAAACUAUGCUUUACCAUCAUGGGCUAUGUCCAUAGCUUUGGAUGAAUUAUCUCAACAGUGUUUUAUCGGUGAUGCAACCGGAAAUAUACACUUUCUUAAAAUCAACGCCGAUAACAAAUGUCAACUGAUUACGACGUUAUCUGGCCAUACAGGUGGUGUUCAAACACUUUUCUGGGAUCCGGAAGCUGAGUGGUUAUUUUCGGGUAGUUUCGAUGGAUCAGUUGUCUGUUGGAAUAUCGGCGCACAUCAAGGUAUUGCUCUCGAACUGAAUGGCCAUUCGGAUCGUCUGAUCGGGAUAACAUUUGACAAAUCACGUAAACUUUUAAUAACAUGUUCAGCAGAUGGUCAUAUUGGUACAUGGCCAAUGAAUGUGAAACGUUGCGAAACACCGAAAUGGCUUGAGAGCGAUAAUUGUCAGAUAUGUCAUCUGCCGUUCUUCUGGAAUGUUCGUGCAAUGUGGUCACAAAAACAGAUCGGAUUACGACAACAUCAUUGCCGAAAAUGUGGUCGCGCUAUUUGUGAUACGUGUUCACAAACAAGAAAAGCACUUCCACUCAUAGGUUAUGAAACUAUUCAACGCAUUUGCAAUGAUUGCGUCAAAGCAUUGAAAGAUAAUGAGACAACUCCACUGGCUUCCUUCUAUGACAUACGUCAAGGAACGAUUAAAAUGGAUUAUAGUCCAACGAAAAAGAUUCUGAUGACAGUAGGAACUGAUCGAACAAUCAAAAUAUGGAAUAUCUCAACAAUCUUAUAA